Messenger RNA from Zea mays, 6539 nucleotides. RefSeq lists its product as uncharacterized. Lineage: Eukaryota; Viridiplantae; Streptophyta; Magnoliopsida; Poales; Poaceae. Bases 4256 to 6241 code for a protein of 661 amino acids. The transcript has 16 exons. The record is from RefSeq and is a predicted model, not a curated record.
UAGUGCUGAACAGUAAGUCGGUAUAAGUUUUUUUGCAUCAUUGGAUCAGUCGGCAUAAAAAGGCUCAGGACUAAUUGCCUCCACGCGCUUCACUUGGUCCAUUGGUGCGAAAAUUUCACAAGCGUGGCCCACCUGAAGCAGGCCAAUUCCUAGCUGCCGCCUAUUCUUUUACUGAGCCAAACCCUAGAUAGUUAUUUUCUUCUUCCAAUUCCAAAUCGUCGCCCUGCCGCCGCCCCGUUCAGCGUCAGCACGAACGCAAGCUGCGACGAUCCUCCUUCCCAAUUCAAGCCGCCGCCUUGACUGUUUAGCUAGCGUCGUGCGUGCAUUCAUCCCUUGCCUCUCAGCUCUCAUGUGUGCAUCCUCUGUCCCAAAUCCAUCGUGAAUCAUCUCUCCCCAAGUUGUUGUGGUCAAGCCGCACUCCUCCUCAAUUCCAAAUCAUCGCACUGCUACAUCGCACUCCCCAAGUUGUUGUGGUCAAGCCGGCCUCCUCCUCAAUUCCAAAUCAACGUAAGCUGCUCCAAGGAAUUUUUGAAGAGAAGAGACAUCGCCUGAUUCUCCAAAGACAAGGCAGAGGCAGCAAAGUAGUGCGCAGCAUUUGAAUCUACAUUUGAUCUAGUGCUACCACAACCUCUUAUUUGAAUAGAAGGCUAAAGGUGAAAGAACCCGCACAGACUCUUGUGUGACGGUAUGAUUGUCUUUCUAUUCAUCGUUUUUCAUAACACGUGGAUUUGAAUAUCAUAUGCAUGGACAUAAAUAUAAAUAUAUAAAAUUAUAUGACUAUAGUAUUUCUUAUGAUAUUUUUUCAUUUUGGAAGCUAUCUGGUCCCCUAUACAAAGGUUGAUGGAUAAAACAUGGAUCGAUAAUGAUGCUAGGUACAAAGCAUGUUUCACCAAAUUGAAUGACACACAUGGUUAAAAUGUCAUUUAACAUAAAAAUAUUGUAGGCACAGCAAGGCAUAUUUGCAAGGAGUGAAUGGUUUCUUAGCUUUUGCAUUUAGAAAUUCAGCAGUAGGAAGUAAGAUCUUAUGCCCCUGUAGAAAGUGUGUCAACUCAUUUUGGAAAGAGGCAAGUGAAGUACGUGAGCACUUGAUAUGUGAUGGGUUUCUUAAAGGGUACAUGAUAUGGAACUUACAUGGAGAAGCUAGCUCUUCCGUGAAUCAUGGGAACUAUGACGAUGCUGAGGUUAUAGAGGAGCCUAAGGAAGAUGAUGACAUAUCUGGUUUGCUUAGAGAUUUAGCUGCUGGUUUAGAUGAUAAAGGUGAUUUUGAGGACAAUAGUUCCAUUAUUGGGUGUUGUGAUGAGCUAGCGGCCAUUGAAAAAUUGGUAGGAGAAAACAGAAAAGAGUUGUAUCCUAAUUGCAAGAAAUAUACACAGCUGCGUUUCCUAGUUAGAUUGCUUCACAUCAAACUCCUUGGAGGAUGGACUGAUAGAUCUAUGAACCUGCUACUAGAUCUACUUAAUGAUGCACUCCCCGAGGGUUCAACAUUACCUAAGAGCUUUUAUGAAGCUAAGAAAUUGGUGAAAUCUGUAGGAAUUGGAUACAAUAGUAUUCAUUCAUGUGAAAAUGAUUGUAUUCUUUAUUCGAAGGAUAAUGCAAAAUUGAAUUCAUGUCCAAAAUGUAAGGUUUCACGUUGGAAAUCAACAAGGAAGAGUCUAGAUGGGAAACAUAUAUACAAGGUUCCUAGAAAGGUUCUCCGCUAUAUUCCAAUAACAAGAAUGCUCCAAAGGCCAUUCAUGACCCCUAAAGUAGCAGGUCUAGCAAGAUGGCAUGAUGAACACCGGAUAAAAGAUGGUUUGCUAAGGCAUCCUGCAGAUUCACCUUUAUGGCGAGACUUUGAUAGAAAACAUCCAGAGUUUGCAGCAGAUAGCCGAAAUAUUCGUCUAGCAUUUGCAACUGAUGGCUUUAAUCCAUUUAGGAGCAUGAAUGUUAGCUAUAGUGUUUGGCCUGGCAUUUGUAUUCCAUAUAAUUUCCCCCCUUCAAUGUGCAUGAAGCAAUCAAAUUUCAUCCUUUCUUUGCUGAUUCCUGGCUGAAAUAGUCCUGAUAGUGACAUGGAUGUCUAUUACCAGCCACUUGUAGAUGAUUUAUUAGAUAUGUUUGUUAAUGGAGUUAGAACCUAUGAUGCUUCAAAGGGUGAGUUUUUUCAGCUGCGAGCUGCAGUAAUAUGGACUAUUACAGAUUUCCCUGGCUUAGGAUAUGCAUCUGGAUCUGUUACAUCAGGUGAAGCAGCAUGUCCUGAUUGCCAUUACUACACGAGUUCACUUAGACUUGGAAAUGGUAGCAAGACUUGCUAUAUGGACCAUCGCAGAUUUUUGGAUGAAAACCACCCAUUUAGAUUUGAUGUUAACAAAUUUGGUUGUACUGAGUUUAGGGCAGCACCUACUCCACUAUCGGGAGAGGAAAUAUUGGAGUGCACUAAACAUCUUAAUCCAAUUUUUGGCAAGGACCCAUCUGGGAAGAAACCAACAAGCAAGAGACGCAAGAAAGGGGAACCAUUAGUCAUUUUCAAAAGGAGAUCUAUUUGGUUCAUGCUACCAUAUUGGAAAGAUUUAAUGUUGCGACAUAAUUUUGACUUCAUGCACAUAGGAAAGAAUGUGAGCGAAAGCUUAGUUAAUAUAUUCAUGGGCACCGAUGGGAAAUCAAAGGAUAACUUGAAUUCUCGGUUCGACCUUCAAGCUUUAGGUAUUAGAAGUGAUCUUCAUCCUAUUAAAGUUGAAGACCAAUUUUAUUUACCACCUGCACCUUACUCAAUGAGUCCUGAUGAGAGGAAAUUAUUUUGUCAAGUACUUAAAGGUGUGAAGUUUCCUGAGGGUUAUGCAUCUGAUAUACGUCAUAAUGUACAUGUUAAUGAGAGAAAGAUAAUUGGGCUUAAGAGUCAUGAGAGCCAUAUUAUUCUACAACACUUGUUGCCGCUUGCAUUGAGGAAAAUAUUACCGGAAAUAGUUAGUGCUGGAGUGAUUCGUAUAAGUAAUUUUUUCAAGAAACUUUCAUCACCUGUCAUUCAAAUAAGCGAUAUGGAAAAGCUUGAGGCUAAUAUAGCUGAAACCCUGAGCUUUCUUGAGACCGUUUUCGUGCCUUCAUUUUUUGAUAUCAUGAUACACUUGAUGGUACAUCUUCCUACCCAAGCAAGGAUAGCUGGUCCCGUCCAUUUUCGUAGCAUGUGGCCCAUAGAGAGGUAUCUAAUGAGAUUGAAGGGUUCUGUUCAUACAAAGAGUCACUGUGAGGGAUCAAUUAUGGAAUGGUCUAUGUUUACUGAGUGUCUUACAUUUUGUGCUCGCUAUUUACAUGGUGAGACUCAAUUGAACCAUCAAGUUAGAUAUGAGUAUGACGAAGUAUGUACUACAACUCCUUUCUUCCAUACCAUUGGCCAAGGAUUGGCUGGGAAGUGUUUAGUUAAUUUAGACCAUAAAACAUGGCUACAAGCUCAUAGAUAUGUUUUGUUCAACUACGACAAUAUAACCCCUUACUUGGACAAGCAUGCUCACUAUUUGUCCUCAAUUGGUCAUCGAAAUAAAAGAGAUAUCAACCGCUUACAGCAUGAAUCCUUUCAUGAGUGGUUUAGGUUGCAUGUAGAGGAAAUGCAUGGGGAAGCACAAGAUGAGAUUAAAAUUUUAGCUAAAUCACCAAUGACGGUUGCAAAUAAGUAUAGUAGCUAUAACAUGAACGGGUUCAACUUUCACACAUCAUCAUAUGAUGAGGGUAGACCUAUUCAAAAUAGUGGGGUUGUUGUGGUUGCGGAGUCAACAAUCUUUGACAAGGGCAGCAAUGAUAACAUUAUAAUAGGAAAGAAAACUUAUUUUGGUAUUAUCAAGGAAAUUAUUGAACUAAACUAUCACCAUAAAGGAAAUGUGGUCCUCUUCAAAUGUGAUUGGGUUGACAACCGUGUGCAAGACAAAUGGGUCAAAAUUGAUCGGUUAGGCAUCACAACUGUGAACUUUAAGCAUUUAUUCAAUACAGGUGACAAAUUAUCUGACGAGCCUUUCAUUUUAGCAUCACAAGCAGUUCAAGUGUACUAUGUUCCAGAUCCAAUUGAUACUGAGUGGGCUGCUGUUGUUCACUCUAAACCAAGAGAUGUGUUUGAAUUGGAUACUUUGGAUAAUGAGCAUACCGAUUUUGAUAAUGGUGUAUUUGUGCCAUUAUUUGAUCUGAAUGCAAAUGUAACUGUUGAUAUUGUUAAUGGUGUUGUCCCCACUACUAGAAGAGAUAUAGAUGGUUACUUUGUUGAUCCAAAAAAAUCUAAAAAAAUCUACAAAGAAAUAUGGCAAGCGGAAGAAGGGAUAAGGAUGCCUCCCUUAACGAGUAUGAGGAACAACGACUCGCAACCAUCGCAGAAAACAAAAGGCGAUUGGAAGCUCUUAAUAUCCCUACUUUGAGCAAUAUGAAACAACAUGGUAGAACUACAAAAAGAACUAAGAGGAUUCAUAACACUAGUGAUGUAGCAACUGAAGGUCACAAUCUGCGUGCAAGGCCACAAAAGAAUUGUGUUGAAAAUGGAAAUGAACAAAUUAAUGAAGACCUUGGUUGUGAAUCAAUGGGAGAUUUCUUAUGUGAUAACGAAGAUUCACGCAACAACGCAGAAAAGAAGAGGAAAGGAAGGGGUAUCACUAGAUUAGAUGAAAUAUUUGCAAGGAAGCCCAGCAUGCCUAAAAUCAAAGUAGAACUCAAUAAAUAUGGUCAGCCUAUUGGGGACAAUUGUAGAAGGUUUUCUAGUGCUCUUGGCUGCCAUGUGAGAAGGAAAUUAUCAGUUGGUUGUUCUGACUGGAGACUUGUGGAUCCUCAAAAGAAGUAUGAGGUGUGGGAAGAUAUGAAGAAAAUUUAUGAUAUCGAUGAUGCUGCCUUCGGUUGGUUUAUGGAUAGCGCCAGAAGGAAAUGGAAGGAUUUUAAGUCAACAUUAAAGCAUCAAUUUUUUGAUGAAAACAUAUCAGAUGCAGACCUAAAGGAAAGACAUAAAGGCAGAGUUAAUGAUGAUGAUUGGAAGUUUCUCACAGAAUAUUGGAGGUCAUCUGAAUCUGAAACUCGCUCAGAAAUAGCAAAAGAUUGUCGUUCAAAGGUGGGAAAUCAUCACACUUCAGGCAGCAAGAGCUUUGCUUGUUCUGCGCAUGAACUAGCUAAUAAACUAAGGCGUUCUCCAAGAAGAGAUGAGGUCUAUAUCAAGACACAUACAAGAAAAAAUGGAGUUCCAUCAAGACAUGCAGAACCAAUUAUUAAUAAAUUGAAAGCCAUAGUUGAAGCCCAUCCAGAGUUGAAGCAAAGAACAAUUCAAGAGGGCGAUGCAUUUGCUGUUGCUUGUGGAGAAAAGGAGCCAAGAGGACGUGUUCGUGCUUUGGGUUUAGGACCAACUCCCCAAGAUGUUGGUACACCAGGGUUGAAGUGUUACACACCCACAAGACUGCAGAUGGAAGGUUUGGCCCGUAAAAAGGCUGAAUGUGAGAAAGUAGCUCUUCAACAACGCAUAACUGAAUUGGAGGAGCAAAUGAAAGAGGAAAGGAUGGCAAGGGAAUUGCAAGAUGUGGAACUCAUUUCACAUAAUGGUUCAAAUUCACGACAGAAUGGGAGCCGAAGGUAUGAAGAGCAUGAUGUGGAAGCGCAUCAUGACGCUCAAUUUGUAGAAGAUGAAGAUUGUGCAGAAAAUCACAUCAAUCAUCACUGUGAUGAUGGUGAGCAACACCAUCAAAACGAUCCUGUUGGUGCAGCCCCGAUAGUGCAACACCAUCAAAGCAGUCCUGUUGGUGCAGCCCCAACAGUGCAAUGCCUUCAAAACAAUCAUGUUAGGGCAGCCCCAACAAUUCAACGCCAUCAAAAUAGUCCUAUAGGUGCAGUCCCACCAAAGCAGCCUCGACGGUGCAUCACUACGAGUUUAGCCCACCCAGUCCCACCAAGGAAUGAGGCCCCCUCUCGCAUUCAACAUGAUGAACUUGUUGGAAAGGAUGUAAUAUUAUAUGCCAUUAUUGGACCUGAGCAACCUGUGGCUAAGGGAACAAUUAUUUCAACUAAUCCUAACACUUUGCUGGGAGGUGUGCCUCUUGGGAAAGAAUAUUGUGAAGUUAUUGUGAACAUUGUAUUGAAAAGGGAUGCCAUUUUGCCUUGCCCUUAUGGUUAUGUAGAGACGAUGGCUGAUGCUCAUCAAAUGUCAGUUGCUUGGCUUUAUAAGAGGAUGAAGAUUAGCAAGGCAUCAGGAUCACCCCAAGGUAUUGGAGGUGGAUGGCACUCGAGGCAAGCUGCAGUUGGACAAACAAGAGACUGACAUAGCAUUUUGUAGACAAUGAGUCCUGAUUUGUAGCUAAACAUGUCAUGGCAUGCCAUGCUAUAUGUAGGAUUUUUUGUUUGAGACUCAGAGAUGAAUCAUUUUGUAGAUUGAGUCCUGAUUUUGGUUAGCUAAACAUGUAACAGCUGCUAUCAUGAAUCCUAUUUUGUUGUAGCUAAACUUAUAAUGGCUGCUAUCAUGAAUUCUAUUUUUUUGUUGUAGCUAAACAUGUAUUGGCUGCUAUAAUAUAACGGUUGUUAUGUUGAUAUAUUCAAAGAAAACUAUGUUAAUCUGCCAA